UCGUGGUGCAGCGUGCAGGGCAGGCGUGCGUGUGUGCGUGCGCGGUAGGCGUGUGUGAGACGAGAGCGUGCGGCGGACGUCCCAACGAGAGCGCCAACAUGAGGAGAAAGGACAAGUGACAGUGACUGUGUGGCGCGUGUUGAUGCCGUGCCGUACCUGUUGAGGACUGGACUGUCAGUGUAGUGCAGUGCAAGUGUCGUGUGUUGUGCGAGUGCGUGUGUGUGUGUGUGCCAUGUGCGUCGGGCAGUGACCAGUGUCCACGCUGCAUCCCCUGUCACCCCUCGGACCCAUUGCAUCAGAGCCGAUAACGGAUUUAUUGAAGAUGCAAACGGCCCUCCAGACGCACCCCCAUCACUUGGCCUCAACGCCCUCAUGGCCGUGUGCCGAGGACCUGCAGCACAAGGGACACAGCGGUGUGAACCAGUUAGGGGGGGUGUUCGUCAGCGGCCGACCCCUGCCAGACCAUACCCGGCAGAAGAUCGUGGAGCUCGCCCACUCGGGCGCCCGACCUUGCGACAUCUCCAGGAUACUACAAGUGUCCAACGGCUGCGUCUCCAAGAUCCUGGGCAGGUACUACGAGACGGGCUCCAUCAGGCCGCGGGCCAUCGGCGGCUCCAAGCCCAGGGUGGCGACGGCGGAGGUGGUGGCCAGGAUAAGCCAGUACAAGAGAGAGUGCCCCUCCAUCUUCGCGUGGGAGAUCCGGGACCGCCUGCUGCAGGAGUCGGUGUGCACCAACGACAACAUCCCGAGCGUAAGAUCACAAACUAUGGAGCUCAAGUAA
This is a messenger RNA of Frankliniella occidentalis (western flower thrips), 781 nucleotides long. RefSeq names its product paired box protein Pax-6. Gene Ontology annotation, biological process: anatomical structure development; regulation of transcription by RNA polymerase II. Lineage: Eukaryota; Metazoa; Arthropoda; Insecta; Thysanoptera; Thripidae. Gene Ontology annotation, molecular function: RNA polymerase II cis-regulatory region sequence-specific DNA binding; DNA-binding transcription factor activity, RNA polymerase II-specific. The record is from RefSeq and is a predicted model, not a curated record. The transcript has 5 exons. The coding region runs from base 323 to 781 and encodes 152 amino acids.